Molecule: messenger RNA, 966 nt
Organism: Coprinopsis cinerea okayama7#130
Lineage: Eukaryota; Fungi; Basidiomycota; Agaricomycetes; Agaricales; Psathyrellaceae
Exons: 5
Coding region: 1-966 (321 amino acids)
Biological process (GO): fungal-type cell wall polysaccharide metabolic process
Cellular component (GO): fungal-type cell wall
Source: RefSeq, a predicted model, not a curated record
AUGGCACCACCCCCCUCGAGGUACAUGGCUGGUCUGGUUAUCUCCGUCCUCGUGAUAAGCGUCGUGACUGCAGGCGCUGAACCUCUGAUUGGGGCCCGAGAAAUCCCAUCCAAUGCCUCCAAGGCAGGGUUAGCGUGGCCGAACGGGAACAGCGUAGACAUCAGUCAAUACCAGGCGUCGGAGAAGCUUUCAUGGUACUACACGUGGUCAGUAUGGCCAGCAGGCAAUCGGAGAAACAACCUCGAGUUUGUCCCAAUGCUAUGGGGGAGCUCUACAGCAAAUGAAUUCAGCGCGAGAAUCAAUGACACGCUGCGAAGAAGUAGAACACCUGUAACGGCCGUCCUUGGGAUGAAUGAGCCCGAGCAGCGAGGUCAGGCGAAUAUGAACGCAUCGGAGGGAGUAGCGAUGUGGAAACGAUACAUGGAACCGCUUCGGGGAGCUGGCCUCCGACUAGGAAGCCCUGCAGUUUCGAGUGCUCCUUCGGGGAAAACGUGGUUAGAGGACUUCUUCCGUGAAUGCAACGACACUUGCAACGUUGACUUCGUUGCACUACACUGGUACGGCACUGAUAGCGACGCCUUUAUCGCACACCUCUGGGAUUAUUGGUACUCAUUUAAUCGAACGAUAUGGGUUACAGAAUGGGCAUGCCACAACUUUGUCGACCAUGGUAAGCAAUGCACCCCAGAAGAUGUCGUCGAAUUUAUGAAUAAGACUCAAUCGUUCAUGGACAACGCCAUCUUCGUCGAGAGGUAUUCGUGGUUUGGGGCCAUGAGGGAUAUGUCUGGAGUUAAUCCGGCGAAUGCCUUGAUGGACAAUGACGGCCGAAUCAGUAACCUUGGGCGACAAUACGUUGGGUGGACAGGCGAUGGACCUGUUAUCGCUGCUGUAGCCGGCCGCAGUAUUGUCUCCAAUAUGGGUGCACUACUGGCUGCAGUCUUGUCUGGGCUUCUGGCUACCAUGAUAUGA